AUGCCGGCCGCCGUGCAAGCAAGAAGAGACUCAGCAGAAUCGAUCAACACAGAUAUCAUCACACUGUCGAGAUUCAUUCUGGAAAGCCAACGCUACGAUGCGAAAAACGCUACUGGAGAGUUUUCAAUGCUGCUGAACUCCUUGCAGUUCGCUUUCAAGUUCAUUUCGCAAACCAUCCGGCGUGCGGAGUUGGUCAACCUCAUGGGACUGGCAGGUGCGUCCGUUAACGCCACGGGCGACCAACAGAAAAAACUGGAUGUUCUGGGUGAUGAGAUCUUCAUCAACGCCAUGCGGGCCAGCGGGAACGUCAAAGUGUUGGUCUCCGAAGAGCAAGAAGAAUUGAUGGUUUUCCGUCACAAUCCAGCCACCUACGCGGUUUGUUGCGAUCCAAUCGACGGAUCGUCGAAUUUGGACGCCGGUGUUUCGGUGGGGACCAUUGUUUCGCUAUUCAAGCUGACUCCGGGGUCGCAAGGCAAUUCCAAAGAUGUGUUGCGUCGCGGUGACGACAUGGUCGCCGCUUGUUACGCCAUGUACGGUGCUUCCACGCAUCUCAUGCUUACCACAGGGAAAGGCGUCAACGGGUUCACGCUCGACACCAAUUUGGGCGAGUUUAUCCUCACAUAUCCGGACCUCAAACUGCCUUUGCAGCAUCCAAUCUAUUCGGUCAACGAGGGAAACUCCGUGUACUGGGAAGAUAUGAUCCAGCAGUUCUUCCACAAUUUGAAGGUGCCCCAGGAUGCUCCUAAUGGCAAACCUUACUCUUCGCGUUAUAUCGGGUCGAUGGUCGCCGACGUGCAUCGUACUUUAUUGUAUGGUGGGCUCUUUUCGUACCCUUGCGACAAAAAGAGUCCCAAGGGUAAACUACGGCUACUAUACGAGGCGUUCCCCAUGGCUUUCCUUGUCGAACAAGCCGGAGGUAAAGCCGUUAAUGACAAAGGUGAGCGUAUCCUGGAUUUGACCCCCGAAAACAUUCACGACAAGAGCAGCAUUUGGUUGGGUAGUAGCCAGGACAUCGACCGAUUCCUAAAGCAUAUUGGUAAAUGA
Molecule: messenger RNA, 1044 nt
Organism: Lachancea lanzarotensis
Lineage: Eukaryota; Fungi; Ascomycota; Saccharomycetes; Saccharomycetales; Saccharomycetaceae
Gene: FBP1
Product: LALA0S01e10946g1_1
Exons: 1
Coding region: 1-1044 (347 amino acids)
Biological process (GO): fructose 1,6-bisphosphate metabolic process; fructose metabolic process; fructose 6-phosphate metabolic process
Cellular component (GO): cytoplasm; cytosol
Molecular function (GO): fructose 1,6-bisphosphate 1-phosphatase activity
Source: RefSeq, a predicted model, not a curated record